AUGUACCGUCUUGUUUCGUUCUUUCUAGGCGUAGCAGCUGUUUCUGCUAAUUGUCCCAAUUACGAGAAAUUCGCCCGUGAGCGGCACGAGCCCCUCUCAUCCGGGCGCUAUGCGUUCCCGCUUCAACGUCCCAGCAAAGACUGUCGCACUCAUUCAGUGCCAGCGGUUGAGCAUGUAAUUUACGAGGAAAUGGAUCAAGCUAUUGGCGAUCCAGAUCUUUAUCGUUUGUUUUUGAAUACAUGGCCAAACACUUUGGAUACAACCGUGCCGUGGAGGGGUGUGUCGGCGGAUAACGCUAAAGAAGAGUUAGCAUUUAUCACCACAGGUGACAUCAAUGCUUGUUGGGGACGCGAUAGUGCAAACCAGUUGCAGUCAUACAAAUCUAUUCUGUCCUCCUCCGACGAUAUCGCUUCUCUAUUCCGUGGUGCAAUUAAUCUUCAAGCCCGAUACCUCACAAAAGCACCCUUCUGCAACGCCUUUCAUCCCCCGCCCGAAGCCAAUUUGCGCCGAGCAAAGCGGUCGGUGCAGCCUCGAGAUACUGUCAGUCCGAAAUACGAUCCCAACUUUGUCUUCGAAUGCAAGUACGAGCUGGACACCCUCGCCGCCUUUCUCCAGCUAUCAUGGGACUACUAUGAAGAAACGGAAGACGGCGACUUCUUUGGGAAGUUUGGCUGGGUCGAGGCAGUUAGGAAGAUCCUCAAAGUCGCUGAGCGCAUGCAGGAGGGAACAUAUGACGAGCAAGGUAUGGUCCAGAAGCCAGCCUACAGUUGGUUGCGUAAUGCGGAUAGUGCUUCAGAAACGGUCUCCAACCAUGGCCAUGGAGCGCCUGUGAAAGGCCACAUUGGGCUUGUGCGCAGCUUCUUCCGACCAUCUGACGAUUCCUGCAUCUACCAGUACUUGAUACCCGCAAACAUGAUGUUUUCGAGGUAUCUCACCUCAUGCGCCAAGAUAAUGAGACCUCUUGACGAGAAAUUGGCCAAGAAGAUGGAGGCUAUGGCAAGCGGUAUUGAGUACGGUAUCAACCAGCAUGCUAUUAUUCAGCAUCCUGUAUACGGGGAGAUGUACGCCUACGAGAUUGACGGAUUUGGAUCCUACAGUCUCAUGGACGACGCGAAUUUGCCUUCUCUUCUUAGUAUCCCGCACAUGGGCUACAAGCCAGCUUCGCAGCACGUCUACGACAACACACGUGCUUUUGUUCUCAGUCCAUCUAACCCAUACUACGCACGAGGGCCAGUCCUAAACGCCACAGGCGGACCGCAUCUCGGCCCUGGUAUGGCGUGGCCUAUGGGACUUAUCGUUCAGCUCCUGACGAGCGAUGACGAUGACGAGAUUGUCGAUGGCAUUCGUCAGUUGAUGAACUCAACGAGUGGACUUGGUCUCAUACACGAGACAGUUAACAGCUUCAACGAGAAGCACUGGACGAGAUCAUGGUUCUCGUGGGCCAAUGGCUUGUUUGGCCAAAUGAUUCUGGACUUGUAUAAGAGAAAGCCAACGUUAAUAGCUAGGAGUUACCAGGACGUCGGAAAUGUUUAA
Fusarium pseudograminearum CS3096 is the source of this 1533-nucleotide messenger RNA. RefSeq lists its product as uncharacterized. The coding region runs from base 1 to 1533 and encodes 510 amino acids. The transcript has 3 exons. The record is from RefSeq and is a predicted model, not a curated record. NCBI's taxonomy places the organism in Eukaryota, Fungi, Ascomycota, Sordariomycetes, Hypocreales, Nectriaceae. Gene Ontology annotation, biological process: carbohydrate metabolic process.